AUGGGAUGGUCUUUGAUACUAUUCGACUUUGAUCUUCUUGACCAUCCCCUUUGCUGCCACCCACUAAUGAGUCCUAUCUUUCAGGCCUCUCUCUACUUCUUGUGUGAAAAUGGAUAUAUAGCUUGCUCUUCUUGUUGUAUUAAGCUGAUGAGGAAUAAAUGCACUUCGUGCACUUUGCCCGUUGGUAUUUAUCGAUGUCGAAUACUGGAGAAACUUGUGGAAGCAGUCAUUCUCACAUGCCCAAACGCCAAGCAUGGCUGCACCAAGAAGUCCUCCUAUGGCAAAGAUUUAGUCCAUCAAGAAAAUUGCGGUUCUACUAUGUGCUAUUGUCCUGCACCAAACUGCAACUACACGGGCAUGUACGAGGAUCUCGACAAUCAUUUCACGGUUUGGCACAACGAUAGUUACUCAUCAAGGUUCAUGAACCGCAAGUGGUGA
Capsella rubella is the source of this 438-nucleotide messenger RNA. Its product is annotated as E3 ubiquitin-protein ligase SINA-like 2. Gene Ontology annotation, molecular function: zinc ion binding. The transcript has 2 exons. The record is from RefSeq and is a predicted model, not a curated record. Bases 1 to 438 code for a protein of 145 amino acids. Lineage: Eukaryota; Viridiplantae; Streptophyta; Magnoliopsida; Brassicales; Brassicaceae.